Messenger RNA from Cryptotermes secundus, 4567 nucleotides. RefSeq lists its product as uncharacterized. The record is from RefSeq and is a predicted model, not a curated record. Lineage: Eukaryota; Metazoa; Arthropoda; Insecta; Blattodea; Kalotermitidae. The transcript has 6 exons. Bases 630 to 2495 code for a protein of 621 amino acids.
CCAGCCAGAGGAGAGUACUGAAUCGAUGUGUCUGGUGCCUGAACCCUCGCUACUGCUGGCUCACUGCCUAGGAUAUGGACCCCAGCAUCUGAAAGGAGGUGUGACCGACCCACUGCGUCUAUCCGCCGGAAUUUUACGUAAACAAAAUCGGGGGUAACAAUUCUAUUCUCUUACAAGUGCGACAAGUUGCAAUUGUUGAGCCUUCAGACUAGUUUCCCCCAACAUUAUCAUUUGCCUGAGUGAACUUGUUUUGAAAGUAUCUUAAUCUAGUUUAUAUAAAGACGUCACAGAUGUGUAUUUACUACCCUCGUUGUGUGUUCUGAAGCCGUUUUAUGUCAAGAAUGUCGGAUAAGGGAAGAAGAGAUUUCUAGCGAGAAAUUUGUUGAUCUGAAUUCUGACGAAACUGACAGUGUUUAACAGAAGUCUGAAAUAACACCAAGAGAAACAGCUCAGUAAUGACAACACAGAAGUGUUGUUCAUUUUUAAUACUUCUAUAUUAAAACCACAUAAACAGAAUUGGUUAUCAUGGCGAGGCAGAGGAACGCCGAGGAAGAUUACGACAGUAGGAGGACAAUGAAGUGCAUAAAAUUUGCCAGAAGGUUUCAGUAACAAAAACGACUGGACCAGCCAUGAUGUUCCUCCCGGAUGGCAGAAAACUUCUGGAGUCAAAUAAAAGUGACAUCUUUAUCAAUUCGACUUCUGGCAUCCCAAGUACUUCCAUUGGAAGUCCUGAUGAUGGCUUCUUUGGUAACAGUUCCUACAAUGCUUCGGGGGAGGGGAUGGUUGACUUCGGAGAAAUUGAUUUCGGAUUCUCAGACAUGCAGACAGUGUUCCUGGCCUGUUUCGCAACUCUCAUGCCGCUCAUGUUCAUCCUCGUAACAGCAAUCGGAGUCAGGUUCCUGUGGCGCCGUUUUCGGGCCCGGAAAGGAGACGGCUACGAGGGUGUGCUGCAGAGGGACGGGAGUUCGGACCCGCUGGCCGUGAAAUCCCUCUCAGCUAGCGGCAACCUUCUCACGGACGAGUUGAAGACGAGCGAAUCACAAUUUUCGGUGACACCAGCUGAAGAAAUUGAAGAUGUGACAUCCCAGUCACCGCUGCUCAGCUAUGGAGCGUCUUCAGGCAGUUUACCGAAUCACACCUCCAAGAGUGCCAAUGGGAGCAUCAUAACCAUGACCUUGAAAAACAACCAUCUCAUAGUCGAAACAGAGGAGAGAGGAGUGAAUUUAGAAGAUGGGAACACCAAAAUGACGACGACGAAGUUCACAGCAUCGGCGUCUCCACACGAGAACACCGUGUUCGUGGUUGAGGUGCAGCAAGGCGGUGCUGCGAGGAGCAGCGACGCCGAACUCUACCUCAAGCUGUCAUCAUCCGCGGUCAGUUCCCAGGAAGACAUCGACGAGGAGGACAGCAGCAGAAGGUCUUCAAGCCAGAGAGCACAGGUCCAUCGACCUCCUGAUAUCGACGUAGACGAAGUUUCAGACGAAGAACUAGAAGAAAUAGAUGACGAUGAGGAAGAAGAAGACGAAGAUACAACAGAAAAGAAUGUCACUCGUGAAGAAAUAGUCGAGGAUAGUCAUGAUGGAAGUAUGAAAACGAACACAGGCCUCUCCCAGUCAGAUCUUAGCAUAUCAUCGUCAGGAUCCAAUAACCCGAGUUACCGUUACGGUAAUCAGGUAGGAUACGAAGGAGGACAUUUUGGUUAUCCCCAGUAUGCUGGUUACGCCUCUAGUGAUGGGAAAGCAGAAAGAAAUGCAGAUAGUGCUAGACUAGCUGUUCCAGGGAGGAACACAUCUGUGGCGAUUGCAAUGACAAGGGCAUCUUCCGUCACUGACGGUAACGACAAGAGCAGCAACACAGAGAUGCGAGGGAGAUAUAGCAUUGACGCGACAACAGUCAACAACCGCUUGCUCUCCGACAUACAAGCAAUAGAGAGGCGGCAGCAGGAGGACGACCUUCUGCAGGAAGAACAGAGGCAACUCGGAAACGGCACAGGCACACUGGCAGUCGCUAACGGAGGCACCACGUCAUCUCCUGUGAACGACAAAAUGGAGGACGAUAAUCAAGAUGGUAUCCCUACCGAAAGUCUGACAACUCCGUUAGAGAAAACACACACAGGCGAAAAACAGAACAGUGGCUGUAAGGAUGAAGUUAAUUCCAAGCCGGAAACGGAAGUGAAUACAUCUGCGUUUGAAGUAAACAAUGAGAAGUUUGAUGGGGACGGUGUCUCAGAGGGGAAGAAGAGAGGUUCGCUUCCAGUCAUCACUCCAGAACUUUACACACAGAUUAAACAGACGACCAAAAGUCUGAUUCUGGACAAGGCAUCAAAGCCGGGACUUUCUACUAGAUUCGAGAAGUUUCGCAACGAGAACUCUCCACUAGAUGAUACAGAAAAGGACGUGGUUAAUGAUGCAUCACAACCCAAGGACACAGCCCCAAUUACAUCACAAGAAUAUGAAAACGAGGCUUUCGUUGCCUCUGAUCAGAUAACAAGUUAAUGAGAGAUUAUAAUCACAAGGAACCAAAGUAAAGUGACAUUAUGUAUAUAUACGGGUAAUUUAGGACUCAGUUUAAAGUGAGAAAGUUAAGUUAAACGAACAUAAUUCACAAGUUUUGAAACAAAUUCUGUGUAAGAAAAGUUAGAGAAAAAGAGGAUUGCAAUUAAAACAGAAGGAAAAGACUUUCAUAGUCAGUAAAAUUAUUGCGAAUGCGUAUCAUUCGAAAACACCUAACAAUUCAUCACCAAUGAACUGAAAAAUUCCAAUUUAAAUAUUUUAUCUUGAAACUAUGAAAGAGGUGAUGUGUGUAAGAAGUGUCAAGGUUGUGAAGAAAUUCAUUGUUCGUAACAUGGGUGCUAUGGUGACAUCAUAACAGCUAGAAUAUCGCUUCGUUUAAAUUUCACAUUCCAUAAUUCUUAAGGAUUAACUAAAUAAGAUCACGUUUCACUGAUGUUAGCGAUACAAAUAUUAUGACCCGACAGUAUUAUGAAACAAUAAGAUACAAAUCAAAAUGUUUAAGGAUUUAGUAUACUUUUCUAAACUUUUCGCCCUAUUAUAAUGAUUAUAUAAGUGAGGCUGCCUGCUGUAUAAUCUGAACCUACAUUCAAUGUGGUUUGUUUAUUUGACAAACCAAUUUCACUCAAUUUCAAGAAGUUAUAAUAUGUGACUGCAAAUGCUUCUGAAGUGCAAGUAUUAAGAAAAAAAAACAUGAAAAUAAUUGGAUGAACUUGGUUUUAUUUUUGUUCACUGUUUGAAUGGAUCAAAUUUUUAUAAUUUAAAUCCCAAUUCUGUCGUAAAAAUACCCAAGUCAAUGAGGACAUGAACAGAAUUAGACGAAAUAUAACAUUAGAAGAUAUUUUCAAGUCUGGGUUAUUCAUCUUCUCUAUAUAAAAGAAAGAAACCAAAGAAUCAAGAAGAGUUAACGUCACGUGUGACUAGGACAGGCGCGACAGCUCAGGCGAACCAAGCGGAGUAUGGGACUGUUCGAUUUUAGGAUCUACACAACUUACAGAAUCAUAGUUAAAGAAAAUUAAUUUAUGUUGUGUUUUAUUCAUGCCUCAACUAUUUGCAGUGACCCAGACAUGCUAUGCAGCAUUUAAAUAAAUGUAUCAGGAAUUAAGACAUCAGCAAUGGCUUCCGUCAGAUGUCUGUGAAAUUUUGUAAAAGUUAAUCUGUUUUUAAUUGUGGACAGGAAGCAGAAUUAUCGUCGUUUGGUGAGACAUUUUCAGACUUUUCACUCGUCUUUUCUAUUGUGGUUAAAAUUGCGAUUUUCUUUGUGUAGUCUAACUUAAAUAAAUCUUUAACCAAAUGAAGAAAUAAAUUUAGUAUGAUAUCUAACUGUGUUUACGUUCCCAUGAUUCGAGAAACUUAGAGAAUUAUUUUCAUACACAGACAUCAAAAUGUUGCUUGAAACUGGAUGACAUCAAAUGUAUGUUUCUUAUCGAUACUUGAGAUAUUACACUAUACAAGUAUUGUUUAAUUUUAAUAUAUUUAUAAUACUCCGUGGCCUGUAGUCUUCAAGCACUCCAUUGCCGAAUAAAACCCAACUCUAGAUUGAUUUUUACACAUUCGUAAAUGGAUUUUCGCUUUAAAUCCUCAGGAUUUAAUCGUGUCAAUAAUAUUAGGGAGAAUAUGGACCCGUAAUGACUUUAUAAACAAUGUUCGUUGCUAGGCAACAGAUUUAUAACAAGAGCCAAGGGACUGACUAAAAGCGGUAUAUUCUACGCGGUCUAUGGAUAGAGCAACAGAGGAACGGUGUCUUCAAUACAGUCCGUGCCUAGGCGUUAUAAGCAGGACAAUUAGUCAGUGCAGUGCAUUGCGGGGAAAUGAUUUGUUUGAUUAGUUAAUGAGUUAUUCAGAGAAUGCAAUUCAGUAGUUGUGAGCUGCUGCUGUGAGAAGCUGGUAGCUGAGGCACUGGGAUAGCUCGGGAACCCAGAGUAAGGGGAACGUCCACCAUUGGUAGCAAUUACCAGGCAAUGACAAACGCAGACUAUAACAACUGAGAACACUAGUGUAUAUAACAAUGAAGUGUAAAAUGUAGUCAUGAAUCAUGUGUUAAGUUGUGCAAUAAA